CCUCCAAAUUCGUCUUGUCGUUCCCCUCUGCCUUUUCAUUGAUCCCCUUCAUCCUGGUAAGAAACAUCUGGGAAGGAUGCUCAAGCUCUUCAAGAGGCUUAAAGAUGAACUAAAGGGACCUAAGGACGAGGACGGAAUAGCUUUUCUUGAGGAACUUCAAACUACCCAUUCCCCACCUCCGUCAUUUUUUCCUGCGCCGACUUGGAAACUUCCCCUGCCACCUGAGAUCAUGUAUAUUAUUAUCGACAGCUACACUCCCACCAACGACCUUGACACACUGAAAGCGCUCUGCGUAACUUGCCGCUGCUUACGACCUUAUGCCUCUCAACGGAUCUUUUCCGAUAUUUCUAUCGGUGCUGGGGAUUACAUUGGUCAUGGCGACGAGAUGCAGAAGCCAGACCGAUUCGCAAAGACCCAAGCAGAACGAUUUGCGAGGGUUAUCCACCACUCACCGCAUCUCAUCGCGUCCACCCACACCCUUCGCAUCUUCCACGCUAAAGGGCAUAACGCGCCUUACCCAAUGAGUCGAGAAGAGGCCAGCCUGAUAUACAUCCUCAGCAGAGAUUUGAAAAACCUCACUUCGUUACACCUCAUCUGCAGGUUUCACUGGGCUUAUCUCUUGUACCCGGUCAAGGACGCGUUUCUGGACGCUUUGAAACGACCGACGUUGCGCGAGGUCGAGUUGGAGAAUGUGAUUGUCCCCCUUGAUUCCAUCGAGUCAUGGAAUUUCCGGAGGUUGAACCUCACUUCCGUCUUGUUCAUGCCACUGAACGACGACACCGACAUAUUUGGGCAGUUCGAGGAGUUGUGCUUUGGAGAUGUGGUUGGUUUCACCCGUUUUCUGGUGUCGUAUUAUGGCUGGAAGCCGUUUCCCCACCUCCAUACGCUCAAGUACAAAGGCACAAGGGAAGGCGUACCGCUGCUACCUUCCGUGUUGAAGCGUUGCCCGUCACUUGAACGAUUGCAAAUUGAUCCUAGUGAUGAUAAUAGCCCUUUUGUCACAACACUCAACCUGAAGAACAUCCCGACAACCUUGAAACGACUUAUCUUAUCCACCAUUGCCGCCCUUCCUCCCUAUCUUGUUGAAUUUGGAAUUUUCUCCACGGACAACUCAAUUGAGCGGAUCACUUUCGUCAUUCGUUCGGCUGCGCCCAAACGAGUUGGGUAUUGGGAUUGGCGCGAAGUGGAUGACGUGUUUUCUCCGCCUGGUUCUUGGAAAUUUUUGAAAAUGGUCGAGGUAAUCGCGUGCACCAAUGAGGAAAUUGGAUUUGAAACUUUCUAUGGAGAUCUGAUUAGUGUGGAGCAUGAUGGGAUAUCCUCUCUUGCGGAGAGGGCGGUAGUCAAUUGGUACCACACUUAG
Messenger RNA from Laccaria bicolor S238N-H82, 1360 nucleotides. RefSeq lists its product as uncharacterized. The record is from RefSeq and is a predicted model, not a curated record. NCBI's taxonomy places the organism in Eukaryota, Fungi, Basidiomycota, Agaricomycetes, Agaricales, Hydnangiaceae. The annotation marks the transcript as partial. The transcript is spliced from 3 exons.